Coccomyxa subellipsoidea C-169 is the source of this 684-nucleotide messenger RNA. RefSeq lists its product as hypothetical. The record is from RefSeq and is a predicted model, not a curated record. Bases 1 to 684 code for a protein of 227 amino acids. Gene Ontology annotation, molecular function: protein binding. Lineage: Eukaryota; Viridiplantae; Chlorophyta; Trebouxiophyceae; Coccomyxaceae. The transcript is spliced from 6 exons.
AUGUCCCACGCAUUUGCGGGACCGCGUUCUAGACAGGUUCUGACUUGUUCAGCAGCUAAAUUUGAGCUCCACGUCUGUACGAACAAGACCUGCAAAAAGCAGGGAUCGAAGGAGGUGCUGACAUUCGCAAAAGACCUGGCUCUGGAGGACGUUCGGGUAGAGAGCACAGGAUGUCUAGGGGGUUGCGGCACCGGGCCAAACAUGGUAUUGCAGCCUGGGGAGGUGCCUCUCAGGCAUGUGAGCACGCCUGCCAAGAUGACAGAGGUCCUGCGCACGCUCUGCGGGAUGACAAUUCCAGAUGCAACUGAGCUGCGGCUCGCUGGGAAUGCAGAGGCCAGGGGAGGGGAUCUUAGAAGAGCUGUCGAGCUGUAUACACAGGGCAUAGGACUACGGCCCCCCAGUGGGCUCCACAUGCUGCUGUCCAACCGUUCGGGGGCGUUGCUGACUCUGGGUGACAAAUCUGGCGCCCUGGAUGACGCCAACGCUGCAGCUGAGCUGGCGCCACUCGGCUUCCACACAGCUUACGUGCGGCAGGUGGAAGCGUAUGCGGCGCUGGGGAGGUAUAAGGAAGCUGGGGAGGCCCUGGAGGCAGCUGCCAGGAAGGAUCCGUCCUUUGCCAAAACAAACGAGUUUAAAAGUUUAUCUAAACAGCUGACGGACUACAUCCAGCGAGCGGCAAAGUAG